Molecule: messenger RNA, 825 nt
Organism: Coccomyxa subellipsoidea C-169
Lineage: Eukaryota; Viridiplantae; Chlorophyta; Trebouxiophyceae; Coccomyxaceae
Product: light-harvesting chlorophyll a/b-binding protein Lhca3
Exons: 7
Coding region: 1-825 (274 amino acids)
Biological process (GO): response to light stimulus; photosynthesis, light harvesting in photosystem I
Cellular component (GO): membrane
Source: RefSeq, a predicted model, not a curated record
AUGGCAGCCACCUUCACAGCUCUCAACGCAGCCCCGGCAUUCCUGACCGGCAGGAAGGUGGUGAGCAAGGCUCGCGCGGGUCCUGCUCCCCGAUCCACCUUCCAAGUCUCGGCAGCAGCUUCACAAGGCAGACGCCUGUGGGCUCCCGGUGUGGAGGCCCCAUCGUACCUGAAUGGCGAGCUAGCAGGAGACUACGGCUGGGACCCCCUCGGCCUGGGUGCCAAGCCCGAGGCCCUGAAGUGGUACAGACAGGCAGAGCUGGUGCACGCGAGAUGGGCGAUGUUGGCAGUUGCUGGCAUAUUGGCGCAGGAGAUCGUGAAGCCUGGUGUGUUCUUCUACAACGCCGGCCUGCCCGAGAACCUGCCCGGCAUCAACUUUGGCGGCCCAGAGGGCAAGGUGAACUUGGGCGGCCUCUUGGCGUGGGAGUUCCUUCUGUUCCACUGGGUAGAGGUCCGCCGCUGGCAGGACAUCAAGAAGAAGGACUCUGUAAACCAGGAUCCUAUCUUCAAGGGCAACAAGGUGCCCAACCCUGAGCUCGGAUACCCCGGCGGCAUCUUCGACCCCUUCGGCUUCUCCAAGGGCAACUUCAAGGAGGUGCAGACAAAGGAGAUCAAGAACGGGCGGCUCGCGAUGGUUGCCUUCGUGGGCUUCAUCAUCCAGGCACAGGCAACCGGACAGGGCCCGCUGGCCAACUUGGGCGCCCACCUGGCGAACCCCUUCGGCAACAACAUCACCAAGAACAUCGGCACAUGCGCCAUCCCCUCCUCAGUCGACGUCCAGGGAAUCACCAUCCCUCUCACAUGCCUCUGGCCCGGCCACCAGUAG